This is a messenger RNA of Vicia villosa (hairy vetch), 1002 nucleotides long. RefSeq lists its product as uncharacterized. Bases 1 to 1002 code for a protein of 333 amino acids. NCBI's taxonomy places the organism in Eukaryota, Viridiplantae, Streptophyta, Magnoliopsida, Fabales, Fabaceae. The transcript has 3 exons. The record is from RefSeq and is a predicted model, not a curated record.
AUGGAUAUACCCAUACCUGAUCAAAUUCCUUACACUGGUGAGGAAGGAGGUCCUAAGUUAGAAGACAUUGCUGCUGCUCUACACCUACCAAGAUCAGAAAUUAACGAGGUUUGGAUCAAUAAAAGAGACUAUUCUGGAAUACCCGUGGAUUUCUUGUACGAGAAAGCCAAGAUCUUUGCUGAAGCUCUAAGUAUGGAUGCCUUGGAAAGUGUUCUAACUCUGCUGAUAUAUGGACAAGUUCUGUUUCACCGUUGCGACAAAGUUAUUGAUAGGGCUGCUAUCAAAAUUUUCCUUAGCAAGAAUCUUGUUCCUACUCUACUUGGUGAUUUAUUGCAUUCCAUUAAUGCCAGAGUGACAAAGAGACGAGAGUUCGAAGGAGUUCAGUUAUUUGAUCAUUGUGGAGAGUUCCCUAAUGUGCCUCUUCUUGGCACCCAAGGAGGAAUUACUUAUAAUCCUGUACUUGCCCGACAUCAGUUUGGUUUUGCUUUGAAAGAUAAGCCUCGCUCCAUAUAUCUUAGCUCGGAAAGUUUCGACUAUGGUUCAGGUACAACCGAAAAGAAGAAUCGCUUCAUUAAAGCUUGGUACGAAGUAAAAAAGGUAGGUGCAAGAGAUUUGGGAACAAGGAUCCAUACUCCUUCAGAUCUUUACUUUAAAUGGAUUUAUGACCGAGUCGUCGAGUUUGGCAUACCAUAUCCAUCUGACACACCUGUUGUUCCAAGGAUCACUCCUCCAGAGGUUCACGUAGAAUUGGAGCCUUAUGUACCCGCUCCGAACGAAGACCUUGCUACCACAGUUGCUCAUUUAAGACAAGAAAAGGCUGAUCUUGAAAAGCGUCUACAAGAGGUUGAGGCAGAAAAAGCAAUUGAAGAUUUCAUCUCGCCGGAUCAAAUACAGUCAUGGGAACGAGAGACUGAUAGACUUGUUCAAGAGAAGAAUGAGAUGGUCAAAGCCCAUAAAGAAGAAAUCAGAGGAUUGAAGAGGAAACUCCGACUUGAAGAAUGA